Messenger RNA from Acanthoscelides obtectus, 1392 nucleotides. NCBI's taxonomy places the organism in Eukaryota, Metazoa, Arthropoda, Insecta, Coleoptera, Chrysomelidae. The record is from the annotation of a GenBank genome assembly.
AUGGUGUUGGCGAUUAAAGCAGUUCGAACUCAUGUCAUGGGUUACAAGACAGCGGCGAAACAUUUUCAAGUACCGAAAGGUACCCUUGAACGUUAUGUUAAAAACAUUAAUUUUUCUCCUGAAGAACUCGUUCGUACAACACUUGGUAGAAAACCUGCUUUAGGAAAAGCUAUCGAGGAUGAGCUAGUUCGAUACUGUCUCGAUAUGGAUAAUAGGUUUUUUGGUCUGCGAAGAUCUGAUGUAAAACGCAUGGCCUUCGAGUUGGCAAUUGCUAAUAAUAUCCAGCACCCAUUUUCACAGGAAAAAGGCGUUGCAGGAAAAAAAUGGCUUAGAGGAUUUUUCAAACGUAAUCCCCAGCUGUCUGUUAGGUCACCUCAAGGCAUGUCCAAUGCCAGAAUACGGGGAUUCAAUCAAGAAAGCGUUGCUUCAUUCUUCGAUUUGUACGAAAAGGAAUUAUCGAAAAUCAAUUUUGCACCACAAAGGUUGUUUAACGUGGAUGAGACAGGGAUUAGUGUGGUGCAACAUAAAAGAAGUAAGGUCAUUUCUGCUAAAGGUAAAAAGCAAGUAGCAACACUUACAUCAGCUGAAAGGGGAGGCCUUAUUACAGUGGUGACAUGCAUGAAUGCCGUAGGAACUUACGUACCGCCUUUAAUUGUGUGGCCUAGAAAAAAUAUGAAAAUUGAAUUGAUGGACGGUGCGCCAACCGGUUCCAUUUACGCAUGUCACCCUUCUGGAUGGAUUCAAGCCGAAAUAUUUACACAAUGGUUUGACCAUUUUAUUAAAUUCACAAAGCCAACACCAUCAGAUCCUGUGUUAUUGGUGCUCGAUGGACACUACUCCCAUACGCGUAACAUAGACGUAAUAAAUAAAGCUAGAGAAAACCACGUAUCAAUUGUUUGCCUACCUCCCCACAGCACACAUCGCAUGCAACCGUUGGAUGUAGGAUUCAUGGGGCCUCUGAAAACGUACUAUGCUCAGGAAAUUGAGACUUGGCUGCGAAACAACCCUGAUCGUAUUGUCACGCCAUUUAUCAUUGCAAGACUAUUUUCAGUUGCAUAUAACAGAGCAGCCACUAUGGAGGUUUCGGUGAACUCGUUUAGAACAACGGGACUAUUUCCGCUUAAUAGAAAUAUUUUCCGAGAUCAUGACUUCUCAGUGUUCGAAGUUGAGGAGAAAUUAACAGUCCCUGAAGAUACUGUAAGUCGUCCUCCACCGGGAUCUUCCACAGAAUCUAGAAACAUUGAAUAUACUUCAGGAAAAUCAGAAGGUAUCAGUUGCAUUAAAACAGCUUUAGAUAGGGGGGAACUUCCAAAGAUUCUAGCGAUAUUGAGGAUGCCGCAGAUGAUCCACGGCCGGGAAAUUCAAAAGAGUCCAAUGAUCAGGGGGCUGUAA